GCUGGGGGAAGCUGGUGCGGAGGCAACCAAAUCUGCUCUACAUUCUCCUCUGUUCUUCACUUCUUCGUUACCAUGAGUUUAUUCAACCUCAGGCAGACGAUGAUUCGUAACACAGUAAGGCGAACGACUGGCAUGAAGUUCACGACAGGAGCCUCCAUGAAGCAAGGCCAGGGAGCAGAGGGUGAGACGCGUCCAGUUGUCUACGAGUUGCGGACCUACAGUCUUCAUCCUAAUAAGUUACGGGAGUACUUGGACCUAACAUCCAAGGAGUUCCACCUUCGCACCGCACACUCCAAGCUGGUCGGGUUUUGGACCUCCGAAAUCGGCGGCCUGAACCAAGCGGUGCACAUUUGGGAGUACGGCAGCCUGAGCGAGCGUGCGGGUGUGCGGGCAAGGCUGGCUGGUGACCCUGAGUGGGUGGGGCGCUACUUCGGCCGCAUCCUACCCAUGCUGCAGUGCCAGGAGAAUGCUUUGCUGACCUUAUUACCUGGGACUCAGUUAAGCCUCCCACUGAACAAGGGCGUUUACGAGCUUCAGACGAUGCAGAUGCAAGGAGCACCAGGUUUAUGGUCCAAGACGCUGUCCCAGUGGGUACAGGCAUGUGAGAGGGCGCGCCAAAAUGCAGGGACACAAGCAGUGGGUGUUUGGGGCUCUAUACUGGGCCACAGGCAAACGGCAAUAGUCCUGUGGCAGCACCCAGAUCCUGAUGGCUGUCUAGCUCUCGCUGACGCCGCCUCCAGUCUGCCUGAGGGCGACACACUGGCACCUUUGGUAAUUGGGUCCCACAGCAAACUGCUGCUGCCACACGCCGUCUCUCCUCUACAGUGACCUUCAAGAUCAUUUAUACUGAUUGCUCAAAAUAAUAAACUUAAUUUUGAAUGACUAUGGUUUCUAAAAUUGAAUUGGUCUUGAGCGUGUGAGGGGUGGUUGCGUGGUGUCCCUGGUGUGGAGGGCGAGUAGUGAGGGGUGCUAUUGGUGGAAGGGGCUGAAGUGUUGGGGGUAAGGGGUGAUAUCACGUUGGAAAAUGGGUGACUUGUGUAGAGUGAGUGUUUGGGGUGAGGAGUGAUAGUAAUAUUGGAUGAGGGGUACGUGGCUGUAUGGCGAGGGACUGUUUGGGGAGAGGCUUGAUUAAGAUGAGUGCUUCCUUGUUCUCCACCACGUACGUCAUCCUCCUCACCACCACCACCGCCACUUUGCACAUUGCCUUACAUUUUCAAACCCUCCACUGGGUAGAACAAAAAUUCUUGGACUUCGAUUAGUUUCAGUUGCGUUGGUCAAUAAGUGGGUGCCUUGGGCCUUGUCUCUUGUACUCGUUAUUAUCAGUGACCUAGCUUAUGUUCAACAGAGGCAGGAUAUGAGAAUGACAAAUAAAUAAAUAAAUGCAGCCAU
Messenger RNA from Eriocheir sinensis (Chinese mitten crab), 1389 nucleotides. It is a transcript of the gene Nipsnap, whose product is annotated as protein NipSnap homolog 3A-like. The coding region runs from base 73 to 828 and encodes 251 amino acids. The record is from RefSeq and is a predicted model, not a curated record. NCBI's taxonomy places the organism in Eukaryota, Metazoa, Arthropoda, Malacostraca, Decapoda, Varunidae. Gene Ontology annotation, cellular component: mitochondrion. The transcript has 6 exons.